GGUCACUUUGUCCUCCACGGAUUGUUAUAUUGUCCAUGAGAUCUACAAUGGAGAGAACGCUCAGGACCAGUUUGAGUAUGAGCUGGAGCAGGCCCUGGAAGCGCAGUACAAGUACAUAGUGAUAGAGCCCACUCGCAUCGGGGACGAGACUGCCCGCUGGAUCACCGUCGGGAACUGCCUGCACAAGACGGCCGUGUUAGCGGGCACCACUUGUCUCUUCACCCCUCUGGCACUUCCAGUAGAUUAUUCUCACUACAUCUCCCUGCCCGCUGGUGUGCUGAGCGUGGCUUGCUGUACCCUUUAUGGUAUCUCUUGGCAAUUUGAUCCUUGUUGCAAGUACCAAGUAGAGUAUGAUGCCUAUAAACUUUCCCGCCUGCCCCUGCAUACGCUCACCUCCUCCACUCCGGUGGUGCUGGUGAGGAAGGACGACCUGCACAGAAAGAGACUGCACAACACGAUAGCACUCGCUGCCCUGGUGUACUGUGUAAAGAAGAUCUAUGAACUCUAUGCUGUAUGACUUCAGCAGGGAAGAGAGAAACCCACCAAGUGUAUUAAGACUCCCACAGUAACAUUUUGUUUUUCCUCUUUUUGAGAAGCAGUGGAGACUGGGAAGGAUUUGGUUUAAUAGAGAUGUUAUUUUUUAAAAAAUAACACAUCACUGGUGCACCAAGGUUUUUUCAGUUCUUCGUUACACUUAAGAUGUGGAUGUGUGGUGACUUGAGAGUUGUAUGUUAGGCCAUGGGAGUCCAAUCCAGCAGCGGGAUGUCGAUGAAAGAAAGUUCUAGAAAGAGGGGGUGUGAGAGGUUUUUUUUUUUCCUCUUUUUUUUU
Messenger RNA from Antrostomus carolinensis (chuck-will's-widow), 828 nucleotides. It is a transcript of the gene TMEM11, whose product is annotated as transmembrane protein 11. Gene Ontology annotation, cellular component: mitochondrial inner membrane. The transcript has a single exon. Lineage: Eukaryota; Metazoa; Chordata; Aves; Caprimulgiformes; Caprimulgidae. The annotation marks the transcript as partial. The record is from RefSeq and is a predicted model, not a curated record. Gene Ontology annotation, biological process: inner mitochondrial membrane organization.